AUGUUGUUUAGUGUACGCACAGAGAGAGUAACGCUGCUGGAUGGCACACGUGGAGCACCACUCGACUACGACGGUGGCGGAGAUUGGCGGGAGUGGUUGACUGGCUGGCUGGAGGCGGAGACGAGGUUGAGUGAGGUGAAUCCUGAUCCACAAAUCCAGUCUAAGCUGGGCAACUAUUCGCUGGUGAAGCAUCUACUCGAUAAGCCUAAGCGCCUGUUCGGCAUCGAACAGAGUGGCAUCCCGCAGAGUCCGGCGCCCUCGCCGACGCCCUCCGCCCACAAGUCGGGCACGGACAGCUCCGGCAGAAGCUGUUCCCCAUCCUCGGGGCCGGAGUUCAAGAAGCCUGGUGGACUUCGGGGCACGAGCGCCGCGUCUUCCUCGUCGAGUGCAAGUCACCAGCGGGGCGGUUUCGUCAAACCUGCCGACGGUAAACCGCCUUACGGUGGUCGGGGUGGUUAUCCUGGCCAAUCGGUUAAGCACGGCGGCAACGAUCAUCGCAGCCACGGGUUACUUCCGGCUAAGGGCCCGCCGCUGCCUCAACCAUCCUCCACCGGGGGAAGUAACGGCACGAUACCGAUCGGCAAUUCCAGCGGAAGUGUUGUCGGUAACCUUGGCGGCGGCAUCUCAAGCCGCACUCAAUUCGCCUGCCGACUGAAGCUGAUUGAAGUUAACGGAUCUAACUCGCGAGCAUCAAUUGACACUCCAGAUGUAGAAAACAUUUUGAAGGAGAUGACCGUGCCACUUACACCACUGACGGCGAUUGCGCAGACACCGCGAAAGGAGCAGGAAUCCAAGUUCACCUUCAACCCUCUUCUGGCGAAGUUGAUGGAAGUCGCCCCACCAGAGCCUGCAAAAUCUCAACGCCAGCAUACCGCCAUCAAACCACCUGCGAAUAUCGCGGAGGAUCUGAUUUUGUCGGAUGAAGAGAGCGAGGAUGAGGAGAACAAGGAAACAUCAUCGAGACCGACGAGAGGAAACAGGAGUCCGGAUCUUACGGUCGUUGUCUCGAUACCUUUAUCGAAAAUCACGAUGUCCAAUUUUGAGCAUCGUUUGAUCAAACAUCCUUACAGUCUAUCGACACCAUUGAUGACAUCGGCGCCGCCGCCUUUGACACCUAUAUCGCUCAUGAUCAUGUCACCCGUGGGCCCCCCAUUGUCACCCCCGCGGUCGAUCAUCAGCCCGUCGAGAUACUCGUCGCCGCUACCGAAACAGACGACACCGGAGCGAGUGCUGUCUCCUCCAGCGGGUGUCAAUCAUCCCCUGCCAUCCGCGUGUUCCCCGACGAAUCCGGUUGUCGUCGGCCAACCGUCGAGUCCAGCCGAGGCGCCGCAUAGCUCCGGAAGCGCCAGCUCGAGCUCGGAUUCCGGUUCAGAUUCCGGCUCGGAUAGCAGCGAUGAUUCCGAGGACGAAGACGACCUGACCUCGGCACCGCCGCCAUCCAAGGGACCUACGACACCGCCCUCGGUUUCACCGAAGCAGGACAAUCUGGUGGAACCGCCGCCUGCUGAGGAACCUCGUCGUUGGGAUCUCAUUUCUUUUCUGCAGCAGAACGGCAACCAGAAUGCCGAAUCAAAACCUGCUCAGGAUAAUGCCAGGCGGGAAAAUACGCAUGAAAUAACGACGGAGACCAGAUCACACAGAGAACAGUCUCAUGAUUGGCAGCUCGGCGAAACCUUGAAGAGGUCUCAUAACAUGAGUUCUCUCAGCGACAGUGAUCAUCAUUCUGAUAAGGAAAAGAAUCAAUUAGUUGAAGACAAUCGCGCCCAGACGGAGAAGCCAAAAGUGGCCGAUACUAAGAAACGCGGACGACCCAGGAAAUCCAUCAAGAGUCCGAAACGCAGUCACCGGACGUCGGACGAGAAUGUAAAGAACAGCAAGUCCCGCAGCCGGACGAGAACGGUCGCCACUCCUGGCAAGAAAAAGCCACCCAAAUCGAAGGAAACGGUGACCUCAAGUGACGACGACAAUGACUCAAAAUCGCAAAGUGAUUCCGAUAGUGAUCGUCGACUUACCAAAGUGUCGGCUGUAGUACCAACAAGAAACGAAAAGAGAUCGAGACUGAGUCUGUCGUCUAGCGAUGACGAGAGUUUGCCACCGAACAGGAAAAAUAAUAAUAGUGCCUCCGAGGACGACACUGCGCGAUGGACAAGAGUUCCCCCCAUCAAGCGGAGCAACCUGUUGGACUCGCCAAAGAAGCAGGAUCAGAAGAAAAGUUCCGCCAAAGGCAAGCCUAGGCAGCCCAGAUCUAGAGUAACCAAUGUAAACGGCGGUUCGGAUUCCGAUAGUGAAUCAGAGAUGUCUGUAAGGAGUAAUCGCAUCAAAGUCGCUCGAGUGCCACCCAGACCUCGAGCACCACCAACGAGAACGACUUCGCCUGAUAAUUCCGAUAGCGAUAACAGCCCGGCGUCAAAAUUGCAAGAGGAUGACGCCGGCAACGUGCAGGACAAGAAGAAAAGCGACACGCUGCGCCACGUCUUCUCGACGUCGAGAGGCAUCGGGAAGACGGGUGGUAAAGGUGGGAAAGGUGGAAAAGGCGGUGGUAAAUGCGGUAUCUACGUAGAAGAGUACACGAGUAAUUCUGCUACGCACACACCGACGGGCGGGGACAGUCCGUACAAAAGACCGUCCUCGCGGACGUCCAGUAGUGGCAACAAUCCUCUGCUGCGCUCCCCUCCAGCACUCACACAUGUGAACGGCGUACCAAGUCUUAUGUGCAAAAUCGAUCUCAGCAGGAUAUCUUUGCAAAUUUUCUCGAAUCUAUCUAGAGGACAAGAGCUCAGACAACGCACGGAAUUGCCUGACACUAGGCCAUCUUCGAGACAAAGACCAUCCUCCAGUUUGGCGACCUUGCAACCACCGAGGUCGUCCACGCCCGAGGAGGGUGAGAUCAUCGAUACACCGCCUCCGCAACAGCAGGUCGUGUCGGAUCGUACGAGAAUCCAUCGUUCCGACGGACUGCUAGGCGAGAGUGACGGCAAGAUUUCACGUUCUGUGAUCAAGGCCCAACCGAUAUCGUCGGACUCGAAGAGCGGCGGUACUGUUCUUGGAGGUGCUGGUAGUGCUAAUAGUGUCGGUACGCUUGGUAGCGCGCCUAAGAGGAAACGUAAUCCGAGUUGUAGUUCCGUGUCUAGUUUGAGCCCUAUUCAGUGUUCAGUAGAUGCGAAAACUAAGAAUAUAUCCGAGCAUAAUAUGAAUAAUGUAUAUAUAAAUGAAUAUGGAUGA
Molecule: messenger RNA, 3222 nt
Organism: Acromyrmex echinatior (Panamanian leafcutter ant)
Lineage: Eukaryota; Metazoa; Arthropoda; Insecta; Hymenoptera; Formicidae
Gene: lilli
Product: AF4/FMR2 family member lilliputian
Biological process (GO): regulation of gene expression
Cellular component (GO): super elongation complex; nucleus
Source: RefSeq, a predicted model, not a curated record